Salmo salar (Atlantic salmon) is the source of this 9522-nucleotide messenger RNA. RefSeq names its product matrix-remodeling-associated protein 5. The record is from RefSeq and is a predicted model, not a curated record. Lineage: Eukaryota; Metazoa; Chordata; Actinopteri; Salmoniformes; Salmonidae. Gene Ontology annotation, molecular function: protein binding.
CAGAGAAGUACAACAGAGAAAAGGAGUAGGCUACUGGUAUCUCCCUCCACAACAGAGAAGUAGAACAGAGAAAAUAAUUAGCCUGUGGUAUCUCCCUUAUUUUUUAUAAAUGAAUUCAUAUUUUUAAUGAAGAUAAAGUCUCAAAGCAGUGAUUCCUGUAAGUGGCCAACUGUCAAUGUGAUGACACAAUGAUUAUGCACGUAGUUGAAUGGAAAAACGAUAUCCUUAUUGUAACAACCUACUGUAGCCGACUUCAGCAGUUGCCGUCUCUUACCUCUAUUUCACUUUGUCACCCCUCAUUGGGUCCUUCUGCUUCUCAAAACUGACUGUAUGUUGGAAACGAUUAGCCAUUCACUCACCCCUCGCUGUCGGUGGAAGGCGCAUCCUGCACUGUAAGGUUUUGGGCAAAAGUUUAAUUUUCUUUGCAAAGUUUCUCAAGGGCUACACAGGAAACAAAACGGAUACUUCAAACAGUCUAUCGAAGCCCUGUGCGCAUUUCUGUCUACGGAUUUUACAUCGGAAUUUCUUGUAACUAUUUUAUUCUUUGGGGAGUUUGUCAUUAUAGGACUGUAUAACUAUGGAGUUUUGCGCUUCGUGAGGAGUGGCAUUGAGGAGAAACCAAAGCCAUGGUAAAAUGGGAUACAGUGAGUCUGGAUUUAAAUAAAGGUUAAUACAAAUUAUAAGCUCCAGUGAUAGGAACACUUUGUGGUGGAUGGAUGCGCAGCUGAAGAUGGCCAGUCCCGCCGCAUUCAUAUUGAUACUGUCCAUACUGAUGGUGCCAGUUACAAGUCUCCCCUGCCCGCGCCAGUGCACGUGCCCUCAGGCCACAGAGGUGCACUGCACGUUCCGUUCCCUGCUCACCGUGCCCGCCGGCAUACCCAGACAAGUGGAGCGCAUGAACCUGGGGUUUAACACCAUAAACCAUGUGACUCAGACCUCUCUGGCUGGGUUGAGGAAGCUGGAGCUUCUGAUGAUGCAUGGGAAUGAUCUCUACAACAUUCCCAACGGGGCCUUUAGGGAUCUCAUGUCCUUACAGAUGCUGAAGAUGAGCUAUAACAAACUGAAGGAGAUCAACAGACACACUCUCCAGGGUCUGUGGUCUCUGACCAGACUCCACCUGGACCACAACCAUCUGGAGUUCAUUCACCCAGACACCUUCCAGGGCCUCACCUCCCUACGUCUCCUACAGCUGGAGGGGAACAGACUGCAGCAGCUACACCCCUCUACCUUUUCCACCUUCUCCAUGAUGGGACACUUCCACGUCUCCACCCUCAGGCACCUGUACCUGUCGGAGAACAGGCUGACCUCGCUGCCCCAGAAGCUGCUGGGAGGAAUGCCCCAGCUGGAGAACCUAUUCCUGCAUGGGAACCCCUGGACAUGUGACUGCAGGAUGAAGUGGUUCGCCGACUGGGACAAAAACUCACCAGGUGUGCUGAAGUGUAAAAAGGACAGGGCCUACCCAGGAGGUCAGCUCUGCUUUAUGUGUUACUCCCCAAAGAACUUACGAAUGAAAGAAGUCCUGGGCCUGGACACACUGGUCUGCUCCAGCCCCGUUAUCACCUCCCCUGAUCAACCUACGACCCAAGAGGACACAGAGACAGAGGUCAUGACCCUGGAGGAGUUCAAGGGGUCGUUCGGCAACAUUACCCUAGGCCUGACGGACGAGCAUGGGAACAAAGUGGAUCUGGAGUGCAGCGUCGGAGAGCCCCGCAGGGAGUCGUCUAAGGUCAGCUGGGAGCAGGUCAACCCUCUGCAGCUGGCCUAUAAUGUGAGUAUCUCCGUGGAUCUGGAGUGUCCCAUCAACAGGGACAAUUAUGAGAGACUCUGGAGGCUGAUCGCCUACUAUAGCGACACGCCCGCUCACCUGCAGAGAGAGAUCAUGCUGACUAAGGAGCCGGUGCCCAGCUACAGGUACAGGCAGGACCUGGAGAGAGACGCAUUGUACUACACAGGGGUUAAGGCUAACAUGGUAGCUCAACCAUCCUGGCUGAUGCAGAGCUCUGUAGACCUGCAGUUGAACAGGCCCCAGUCCACUGGGAAGAGCGUCAAGCUGAUCCUCAGCACCCACCUCACACAGACCGUGGAGCCUGAGCUGGAGCGCAGACACCGUAGGACAUGGGUCAUGAUAGAGAACACAAACACUACCAGGACGGUGCUGAGUGUUGUAGUGGGCAGCCCUGCUGUAAUGGACUGUAACGUGUUGAGCUCAGGAGACACAGUGGUUCGCUGGAUGCUGCCAGACGGGACCCAGCUGGAGGCACCGUACAGCAGCCCAGACAACAGGGUGUCAGUGUUGAGCACCGGUAGGUUGGAUAUUAAAGCUGUAGGACACUCAGACUCAGGGAUAUAUUACUGUAUCGCCCAGGUCUCUGACGACCUCAGUGUCCUCCCUUUCCGCCUGACGGUUGAGGAGUCCUCCAGACCUCCCCCUCUUGGAGGGGAUGAGAUGGCACCUACCCUCGUAGAGGGGUUCACCGGUGUCCCUCUCACUCUAAACUGUGUCGUGUCUGGCUCUCCUGACCCUGAGAUUAACUGGAUCCUUCCUGACAGCAACAUAGUGAGUCACAGAGCCAACUCUUCUAGAGCGCUGGUGUAUUCCAACGGAACUCUGAGAGUCCCAGAGAGUCGACUGACAGACAGUGGAUAUUAUAAGUGUGUGGCCAUGAACCAGCAUGGUGUGUAUUCCCUGGCUACUAAGGUGACUCUCACCAGACAGUUAGGAGCAGAGAUACGACCACUGAGGAGAAUGAGGCCACAGUCUGCUUCAGGGGUCAACACCAGGGUCAAAGCCCCCAUGGAGGACACUGAGGAGGCAUCAGGGGAUGAUGAGGACACACAGGAGGAAGUCCCCUCCUCGCCUUCCUCCUCAUCUUUCUCCUCCUCCUCAUCCCCGAGCCGUGUGGAGCUAAUGAAUCGGAGGAGAGGCCAAAGUUCAAACAGGGGUGGUGGUCAUCCGUUUAGAAACACAUGGAGGCGACCGGCUGUACCUAGAAAACCAACCACGACAGGGACAAAUGAUGAAGACAAGAAAAACACAGUGGAGACGAGAAGGAGGAUUAACGUGGCAAACAAAAAUAUAGACCCGGAGAAGUGGGCGGACAUUUUGGCCAAAAUCCGUGACAAGAACGGACAGGGUAACACUAACAUAACACCCAGCUCAACUCACCUCACCACAAAGAAGAAGCAGGAGUCAACAACAACAGCUAGCGCUAAGCAGACAGAGUAUCCGGACAACAUAGAGGGAUCAACGGACGACAUUCAUGAGGAAGAGGAGGAGGAGCUAUACACACCCACUACUAUACCGCAUACUCGACACACUACUUACACCACAGACUCAGAUGUGGAUACAGCCACAAAUCAUGCACUUUUCACGCAGCCGGUCACAGAGCCUGUCACAUCUGUUCCCCCACAUCUGCUCAGUAACACUGUCGUGCACACAGAGACGCAAAGCAGGCACACAGUCACACACACACACUCCCAGACCCUGGGCCAGCAGCAUGUGAACGUCUGGACCAGUUCUUCGAACAACGACUCUUCACUAGAAAAACAAAGCACCACCACCACCGCUUUGACUACAGAUGUUGACGCGGUUACAGAGUCCGAUAUCUCACCCACGUCUGAGGAUAAUCAGGGGGCGAAAGACGCUAACGGACCCAGUGUUGUUAACAGCUUUAAUGAAGGAAGUGACACAUAUUUAGACAGAGCUGAACUUGACCCAUCACUCACCACCGCCACAGUUAGAGGGUACUCUGAAUCGGAAACAGAGAGAGAUGAAUUUUAUCACUCUCUCACUGAGACUCAGAGCACAACUGCUAAACUAGACACAGAUACUCAGCUAAAGCAGCAUACACGGUCUAAUAUAACCCACCUUCCACUCACCACACCCUCUCCCAGAACCGAGCUCACAUCAGCUGUGAAUAUGAGGAAGGAAACUCCAGGUGAGGUGGCUACUCGACUCAGGAACCAGAACUCCAGGAGAAGGAAUGGGGGUGGGGGCAGGAGAAGACGGCCCAAUGCGGGCAGAAAGAAGCCAAAGCCUAAUAAUCCGUUGAGAAGUGAUUUUACAACCGCAGCCACACCUAAGGACGCGCUCCCAACAACUACCAAGGCAACCACUGCCACAUGGAUUAAAAUAGAAGCGUUCGACAAGGCCAAAAGCAAGACAGACAGGUUUAAUACCGCAGUUCCAUCAACGGGCAGCCAAGCAACGUCAUCAGGCAGAGUGAGUCACGAAGAGAAUACAGUAGACUCUUUAUACGAAGACAGGAUUGACCCUUCAGUGAAACCUACAACUCGCUCCGAGACAAAGGACACCCUUUCACCACACGCCAAACCACUGUUCAGGAGCACAACAGCCCCACCGGCGUCUCCUACAACCUCUUUAACAGAAACAUAUAAACAAACAGCCCAGAGCAGCCAUCACAGAACAGCCCCAGAAAGUGCCUCUCAGACUCCGAACACUCAGAGCCCAGUCCCAGAGCACUCGGAUGUGCACACAACAGCCAGUCAGGGGACAUUUACAAGCAUCCCCCUUCCUGCAGUUAAACUAACCGAGACAACACAAAGGGGAGGCAGCGUUACUGUAGACCUUCACCCUGUUCCAAGUCCUGACAAGUCCCCGGAGAAUCGCAACACUCGCCCGGGAGUGCCAGCAGAUGGACAGCUCCACACACCAGACUAUCGAUAUACAACAGGUACUACUGAGGUUAAAAAGGCGCCGGUCAAAGAGAGUGACAGCGUGUCUCCAUCUAUCCGGCAUGAAAUAACCACACACACCCCGGGUGCCUCAACGAAAGAGUCCUUCCAUGAGAAGGCAGAACAUGAGAAGGCUCGGGUUAGCACCACGGAAAGGCUGGUGACAUCUGAAAGCUCUUAUCGCGGAUCUGGUUCCGAUAAAACAGCCACUGUUAAGCCCAGAACAACCUUUGAUGGGCACUAUAACAUCAGAGAAAGCACUUCCACCACAGGCAAAGACCAAACACCAGUGGAAAAUGUUCCCGUUUCUGUUGCUGCUACUACGACAAAGGAUGUUACUCCCACUAUGUCACCUGUCACCUCCACAUCACUUAGGACAUUCAUAGUUUUCCCCUCUAGGGUGAGGCCUCAGAUCCCUGUACUAAACACUCCAUCCACUAGGGUCAGGGCCCAACCUUCAUCCAGAACAGUGGAGGUUCCCUCCAACUCCAACCACAUCCCAGACAGUCACAGAGAGAGAGUCCUCAUCUCUCAACCCGACCGGAGAAACAACCCAAUCCUCAACAGAGAAGACUCCAUCCUAAUCACCAGAUCUGACCCCAACAGACAACCACCACCAGCCGACUCCCACACCACUACUAAACUAGAGUCAACUGACAUCAAGCCUGACCCAGUCAUCGGUGUUAAACCAACCACCACAGAACCCAGAACACCCCACAGGACAGUCACAAUCACAAACACCCAGAUGGUCAAACAGACGACCAUUACAACCACUCUCGCUUCCACCACCACAAAGAGCUUUUCUCAGACUUCAUCAGUGUCUUCAUCGAGGCCUCAGAGUCCGUCCAGUGGGGGCCAGAGGACAGAGACCCGUACCCAGACACAGGGGUUAUCAGCUGGGGUGUCGGGAGGUGGUCAGAGACCCUCCGUAGCAGGACCUGUUGUAAGAGGGAAGCCCCGGAUCACCAAUGUGGAUGUGCGGACAGUGACAGUGAAUGCAGAGAUGGAUGCCCAGCUGCCCUGUGUGGCUGUAGGGGAGCCCAAGCCUUUCCUCUCCUGGACGAGAGUCUCCACUGGAGCGACAGUAGCCCAGAACACUCGGGUCCAGAGGUUCGAGGUCCAUCCCAACGGCACUUUUAUCAUCCGUAACAGCCAGCCCCAGGACCGAGGCCAGUACCUCUGUAUGGUCCAGAACCAGUAUGGCGUGGACAAGAUGGUGGUCUCCCUGAUGGUCCUGGCCCAGCAUCCAAGAGUGCUCCAGCCGCGCUACCGCGAUGUUACCGUGUACCACGGGGACGGUAUCGAUCUGGAGUGCCAGGUACAGGGACAUCCUAUGCCCCGGGUCACCUGGGUGCUGCCUGACAGGAUCCACCUCGCUGCGCCCCCAGCCCCGGGCCCUGCCAAUCCAGCCAGUGGCCCCCAGCCCGGCCCACAGUCUGGCCCUAAGCACGUGAACCUCCUCAGUAACGGUACUCUUCGGAUAACCCAGGCCAGCCACACAGACAGAGGGAUCUAUAAAUGUAUCGGCAGCAGCGUGGUGGGAGCCGAUACAGUCUCUGUCCGUCUCCAUGUGGCAGCCUUGCCUCCAGUCAUCCAACAACCUCGCUAUGAGAACAUGUCCCUCCCCGAGGGCAGCACGGCCUACAUCCACUGCACCGCCAAAGGAGCCCCUACGCCCAUCAUGCGCUGGACCACGCCCGACGGAGUCCAGCUCCUCACCUCGCAGUUCGUUAACGGACGGAAUUUCUUUGUCUUCCCCAACGGGACCCUGUACGUCCGUGGGCUAGGCCAAGGUGAUGCAGGGAGAUAUGAGUGUGUGGCCAGUAAUGCGGUAGGAGCCUCCAGGAGAACCAGCAUUCUGACAGUACUGAGACUCCCAUCCUCCACCAAGGCCAGGAUUACCUCCUCGUCUCCCCAGAGGUCUGACGUGGUCUACGGGGAGCUGCUGAGGCUUGACUGCAUUGCUACAGGAAAACCAGAGCCCAGGAUCGUCUGGAGGACCCCCUCUAAGAAAUUAGUGGAUUCCCAGUACAGCUUCGACCCCAGGAUAAAGGUGUUCACCAACGGUUCUCUGGCCAUCCAGGCCAUGACAGAGAAAGAUGAUGGGGACUACCUGUGUGUGGCCCGAAACAAGAUGGGGGACGACUACAUGCUUCUGAGGGUUAACGUGCUGACCAAGCCGGCCAAGAUUGAGCAGAAGCAGCUGCUGGCGAGUCAGAAGGUGAUGUAUGGAGGAGACCUGAAGGUGGACUGUGUAGCGUCUGGCCUCCCCAACCCUGAGAUCCGCUGGGCUCUGCCGGACGGAACCAUGAUCAACACACUGAAACAGACGGAUAGUAGGGUUAGAGGUGGGCGCACCCGCAGAUACGUGGUGUUCGACAACGGGACGUUGUACGCCAACGACGUGGGGAUGAGAGAGGAAGGAGACUACACCUGCUACGCUGAGAACCAGAUAGGGAAGGAUGAGAUGAAGGUUCACGUCAAGGUGGUGGCGGACCCUCCGAUCAUCAGAGAGAAAACUCAAAGCCCGAGAGUCAUCAGGGUUCUUUAUGGGGAGACCGUGUCUCUGAAGUGCAGCGCCAAGGGAGAGCCGACCCCAGUCAUCACGUGGCUAUCCCCCACCCACCAGGCCAUUGCCUCCUCCCCCACUAAGUACCAGGUCCAUAAUGAUGGCACAUUAGUGGUCAAGAAGGCACAACGCUUUGAUGCUGGUAACUACACCUGCACAGCUAGGAACAGUGCCGGCCAGGACCGCAAAGUCACCAAGGUGGAAGUCCUUGUGACGGCGCCGACCAUCAAUGGACUGAGAGGUAUGGUCAACACUAUCAGAGUGACGGCUAUAAGGGACCAGCGCACCAUGCUGGCCUGCGAGGCCAUGGGGACACCCAUCCCCCGGGUCAUGUGGGUGUUACCGGAGAACGUCAUCCUCCCGGUGCCAUACUACGGCAGCAGAAUAACGGUGCAUCGUAACGGUACAUUGGAUAUACGUUCGCCGAAGGGGACCGACUCUGCUCAGCUGGCCUGCAUCGCUCGCAACGAGGGCGGGGAGGCCAGGCUGAUGGUCCACCUGGAGGUUAGAGAGAUGGUAGAGAGGCCACAGCUCAGAGGACCCAAAACAGAGAGCCUCUCUCUAACGAUAGGCAGUACCAUGACCCUGAACUGCUCCUUUCAAGGAGGCCCAGCACCCCCAACGGUAACCUGGAUCCUCCCAAAUGGUUCCCCCCUCAUGAGGGGUGCCCAGUUCUCCAAGUUCUUCCACCGACCUGACGGCUCCUUGGUCAUCACUAACCCCUCUGUCUCUGAGAGUGGUAUGUACCGCUGCCUGGCGAGGAAUGUAGCCGGGCUAGUGGAACGUACUAUUACUUUAGCCCCGGAAAGGAAACCAGAGAUCAAUAACCGCUACCACUCCCCCAUCAGUAUUAUGAAUGGGGAGAGCCUCCAACUCCACUGUCUCUCUACGGGGGACCCCCUCCGGCUGACGUGGACCCUGCCCAGUGGGGUGGUCCUGGGGCGGCCACAGAGAGCCGGUCGCUACGCCGUACUGGCCAAUGGGACGCUCGCCAUCCAGCAGGCGUCCGUCUACGACCGCGGCUCCUAUGUCUGCCGAGUGGCUAACGAGUACGGCAGCGCCCUGCUCUCCGUACCCGUCAUUGUCAUCGCGUACCUACCUCGCAUCACCAAUGGCCCGCCUCCCGUGAUGUACGCUCGUCACGGCGUGGCGGUCCAGCUGAACUGUGUUGCCACGGGGAUCCCCCGAGCUGAGAUUGCCUGGGAGACGCCGGAUAGGACGCGGCUAGCGGUCAGUGCCCAGCCACGCCUCUUUGGCAACAAGUACCUCCACCCACAAGGCUCUCUCAUCAUCCAGAACCCCACACAGAGAGACCAGGGCUUCUACAAAUGCACCGCCAGGAACGUGAUAGGGGUCGAUACUAAAGCCACCUAUCUACAUGUGUUCUGAUUAGCCUUAGACAAAUAGUUUUUUUAUCAUAUGCCCAAGAAACUGCCAAAGGAGCUGAGCACAGCCAAUGCUUUUCAUCCAUCCACAUGAUGUUGAAGAGACUUUGAAUCACUGUCAACGCAAAGUAAAGAUACAUUUUCCAAUCGGUAGCUAAACAAACGAGCUACUGUGUAUGCAGUAGCUGUGCUGUAUGCGUCCUGUGACGUCAUUCAAGGCCAUGUUUCAGCUGCAUUUCAAAAAACCAUUUUGUGACAAAGCCAUUUUUCACUCAUCAAAAAACACUUUGCUAUGAAGGACUUUAAUAGAGAGCAAAAACUGUAGUAUUACUAUUUGUAGCAUUUAUACAGACUGUAUAUGAGAGCAUAUGACUUUUCAUGUAGGCUGCUUCUCUUUUCCAUCUCCUGCGCUGACAAUGACAAUUUAUGUCAAACUGUGUAGAUAAGCGUAGCUAAAUAUCUUUUUACGUUCGAUUUAAUGAAAAUAUUCGAAAUGAUAUACUGUUGAUACAGAAAAUAUCCAAUACUGCUGAGAUGGGGACGAUUUCAGGGGUCUAAGCAACAACGGCUGGUGCUACAAUUAUGAAUAACUGCUUCACAACCAUCCAUAUUAUCUUACUAUCUCAACCAAAAGUAUUUUUAAGGACCGCUAACACUGCUAUUUACAGGAGCGACUCACACAUUACCGUUACUGCGAUUAUUGUACAUGCAAUAUGGUUUAGAUCUGCUAGCAACCCACAUAGGUGUCAGCAUCAGCUCAUAAAAUAAUACUAAUAUGUUUCUACAUGCCCUCAUUAUUAAAUUAUUUGUCUAUAAAAGACUCUGAUGUAUAGGAAUUUUACAUGUUUUUAAUAAAGAGAAGCUCAAAAUCCA